AUGACCGUGACUUACUCACUCGACGUUGCUUCUUCUUCGUUCUUCUGCUUAUACAAAUUGCUGUUUCGAUGGAAGGGAUCAAUUUGGAAAUCGGUGUGGGCGGAGCUUGUCGUAUGGCUAUGCCUGUACGCAGUGCUCAGUGCUAUAUAUAGGUGUCUAUUGGGAGUCACACAGAGAGCCACCUUCGAAGAUCUGUGCAUUUUCUUCGACACCUAUUCCAACUUCAUUCCCAUCACUUUUAUGCUUGGUUUCUAUGUCUCCGCCGUGUUCACACGUUGGUGGCAGAUUUUCGACAAUAUCGGAUGGAUUGACACACCAUGCCUCUGGAUAACUCAAUACGUGAAGGGGGAGAGUGAAAGGGCAAAGUGUGUGAGGAGGAAUUGCAUCCGGUAUGCGAUACUCACGCAGGCGAUGGUGUACCGCGACGUGGCUGCCAGUGUCCGUAAACGCUUCCCCACCUUCAACCACCUGGUGACUGCUGGUCUGAUGACUGAAAAAGAAAUGCUGGAAUUCGAUUCGAUACCGAGUCCACAUGCCAAGUACUGGCAACCAAUGCAUUGGUUAUUCUCAAUGAUUAGCUUGGCACGGGAUGAGGGAAUGAUUAAGAGUGAUAUUAUUUAUGUGGAUUUGAUGGAGAAAAUGCGUCAAUUCCGUGUGAACAUUCUCUCUUUGACCCUCUACGACUGGGUGCCGGUGCCCCUUGUCUACACCCAAGUAGUCCAUCUGGCAGUCCGUUCGUACUUUCUAGUCGCCCUAUUCGGUCGUCAAUACCUCCAUCCGGACACCUCUCGUGUCCCUGACUACAAGACGACCAUUGACUUGUACGUACCCAUUAUGUCGGUCCUUCAAUUCAUUUUUUUCAUCGGAUGGAUGAAAGUGGCCGAAGUGCUUCUGAAUCCGCUCGGGGAGGACGACGACGAUUUCGAGUGUAACUGGAUUUUGGACAGAAAUUUGCAGGUCGGAUUAAUGGUUGUGGAUACUGCAUACAAUCGAUAUCCUACACUGGAAAAAGAUCAAUUCUGGGAGGACGUGCUCCCGGAGCCAUUGUAUACUGCCGAGAGUGCGAUGAGGCCAUUGAAUCCGCAAGUUGGGUCGUGUGCUGAGAUGCCGACCGAAGAGGAGCCAUUCAUGGUCCGCCCGCGUCGUCGUACUCUCUCCAGAAUGUCGCAUUGGGAUGGUGAUAUGGAGGACACCGACGUCGUUCCGGUCGUCGGUUUGUCCCCCCAUCCGAGAGAUGGCUCCAAUUAUGCAUCUGGUGAAUCCCUGGCAUUCUCGAAUAGUUUUGCGAAUGGCGGACGGAAAUUGAGUGAAAUGUUCAGGAGGAUGAGAGCUGGCAGUCGGAUUGGUGAUAGAUAUCGGAAGAGACACUCGUCCGCACAGGAUUUUGAGCAUGGAAUUAGGAAAAAAAACAGUCUGGAAGAUGACGUUGACUCAAUCAGGGACAACAAACUCGACCAGGCAUCGGGUACCCCGAAAUCCGGAAGACUUUGGAGUUCUCUGCCGCAGACUCAGUUGGAGGAGAUGUUGAAGAAUCGUGAUCUGAGUGGGAGCAGUCAAGUGAAAUACAACACGGACGGAAUGAAAGAGAGAGAUGUCAUACCGAAUCCAACACCAGUCACUGAUCACAUCGACAUGCCAUCACAUGUACCGGCCAGUCCCUCCUGGUAUAAUGAAAGUCUUCCGGUGAUAAAGGAGGAAGAAGAGGCGAAACGGAAGUCUAAUACUAAUACCGAUACGGACUCCCCAAAAUCCAGCAAAGCCUCCAAAACAUCAAUAAAACGCAUCGAACUGCGUCGUUCCUCAUCAUCUGGAAGUGACCUCGGAAAGACUGGAAGACUGGAGAGAAAGAAGAGCGAAUAG
Caenorhabditis remanei is the source of this 1860-nucleotide messenger RNA. RefSeq lists its product as uncharacterized. Lineage: Eukaryota; Metazoa; Nematoda; Chromadorea; Rhabditida; Rhabditidae. Gene Ontology annotation, molecular function: chloride channel activity. The record is from RefSeq and is a predicted model, not a curated record. Bases 1 to 1860 code for a protein of 619 amino acids. The transcript has 11 exons.